Oryctolagus cuniculus (rabbit) is the source of this 4964-nucleotide messenger RNA. The record is from RefSeq and is a predicted model, not a curated record. Lineage: Eukaryota; Metazoa; Chordata; Mammalia; Lagomorpha; Leporidae.
CCCCCGCGUGUGCACACACGCACAGGCGCCCACUUGCACCCAGGCGGCCGCGCCGGGGCCUGGGGCUGCCGGGCGGGGCCCACGCGUUAGAACGCCGAGGUCUGCGCUCCCGAGAGGACAGACUUGCAAAGCCAGGCGUGCACAUGGGGCUGCCAGCAGGAAGCCUGCGUGAAUGUGUGUUUCAUGGUGGGCAACGCUGGAGCCCACGCCCGCACCUCUGAGAGCUGGAGCCGCAGCUCUGGUUUGGGGGGUGGGAGGGCGGUGGCGGAAACACUUUUCCAGCAUGGAGCCUCCUGAGGCGCUGCACGUUAAGCCCGUUAAGUGCGGAUUCCGCGGAUGUCCGAGGAGCCGUCAAGUUCCGUUUGGAGGAACCGGUGUCUUGCGCGUGGGCGCUGCCACGCGACCUCCCGUUGGCGGCGGUCUCCCCUCGGCGGGCUGUCGCCUCCUCGCCAGACCAGGAAAGGCGCUGCUGCCUCCCCCGAACUGGUCCCCGUGACCGACCCCGUCUCAGUUCCUAAGGGAGGACAAACAGCACCCCACCUCUGCGCCGGCCCCCGCGAGCCCUCAGAGCUCCCCCGGGACCCCCUACCCGGCAGCCCACCCACCGGCGCGCCCAGCUCCUUACCUGAGGGUCCGGGUCACGCCGGGCCUCCUGAGAGGGUUGCGGUGUCAGCAGGACCUCCGCAUGUGUCAGCGUCUGUCCCUGGGGAGCAGGUAACCGGACUCCGGCAGUGCUGGGCUGCUGCGAGGGGGUGGGCACAGCGGCAGAGGGCUGAGGGACUGCGAAUUAAAGCCUUCCGGAGGGAGCUGAGGUGGCCAAGCCCAGGCAGCGCUCUGAGUGGGGGCGAGUGGGGCGGAGGUGGUUGUUGUGGUUAGGGGGCGGUUAAGUGAAGAUUUCUGGCUCUCGGGGAGGCUGGGAUGGGGAAUCCUGAGCUAGUGGGGCAAGAGGGCAAGAGUAGGAUGUGUCCUUGGGAGCCGCCUGGAGCUGGGCUUUCGACAGGGUGAGGCAGGGGCAGCAGGGGUCAGGGAUGUGGACUGAAGGGAAAAACACAAAACGGCCCGGCCCAGAUUCCAGGGCCCACGGGGGUGGUAAAUACCCACACUUUCCAAGAAACAGAAAAAAAAAUCAGACCAAUAAAAUAAUAGUAACUCAAUAAUAACUCUUCUCUCUCUCUCUCUCUCUCAAAAAAAAAAAAAAAAAAAGAGGAAAAAAGUUUGGCAGGAUGCCUCACAGGAAAAAAAAAUACUAAUCUGCCCAAGCACUUUUCACUUUGAGCAGGAGCUACAUUUGUCCGGUUUUCCUUCGCUUCCUUUUGGCCUCACAAAGCCCUACCUUUUCCUUUUGGACAGAAGAUAGGGCUUGGAGAUCAUCAGGCAUCUUUGUGGUCAGUGAUCCACUUUGAGGGACGGAGGGAUUCAUGGUUAGUCAGGGCUUGGGAGCCUCCAAAGGACCCACAUGGGGUGCAAAUAACAGAACUGCAAAAUAACAGGCACACAAAGGGGGUGCUUAGCCUAAAGGCACUAUUGGAAUCCUGAAAUUUGAAACCUUGUGAGAAUGUAUACUUUACCUUCUGAGAAAACCUGAACGUGAUUAUUUCAGGUGAAAAUGAGAUUUUGGUGGAGGGAGGAAAAAAAAGAUCUUCAAGAUUUUCUACAGUGGAGGAAAACAUAACUUAAAAUAACUCUGUUUUUUUGGAAAGAGUUCAGUGGUGUUCAAAAUCUGUAUCUGUAGAAGACUUGAAACCCUUUUAGAUUUUCUAAGAAGCAAAGCUAAUUAAAUAAGUAGAUAUUCCAGGGCUUUGUAGAAAAAUUGUAGCAAAAUUCUGCUUGAAUUGCAAAUAUUAUCUCUAAAUCUUGAAUGAAACCAUGUUACUAGUUGCACAGAUCAAAUUUUUCAUUUUAUGAAAUUGAUUCUAAAUUACAGUAUGAGGUAAGGUUAAAGAAAUAAAAAUGGGUGUUUUUCCAUGAUAAACACUUUGUAAGUCAUUAUAAUAAUUUUUUCUUAAAUAAAUAAUAAAAGUGAGUCGUUGUAUGCUUUAAAACUUGAGAAUUCAUUUUGUUUAAGAUCACAUCUUUGAAAUAAAAUCCUAUUACUGAACAAAGUUUUUAUUAAGUUAUUUGCAAUCUCAUACAUGUCAUACACUUAAGAAUGCAAAUUGUUACAUUUUAUAUUCAUAUAAAUUAUUGGAGCACUACAAAUCAUUGGUUGUACUUUAAUCUAGAGACACAGAUGGGGAUCCUCCAUUUUUCAUAACUGCUCAUAUCCAUGCUUUUUCAAACAAGAUUUACUUGCUAGUAAGUAACAUGUCUAUGCAAUCCAGAAAUAGGCACCAAUGAAUAGCCAUAGGAAACAGCACACAGUGGCAAGAAUUUAUUUGAGUAAAUAGUUUAAAACAUACUAAGGUGUAAAUAUCUUUAAAAUUAAAACAAGUGUCUUUUGUACAUUGGAUUGUGUUUUUAUUUACUAAGUUUGACAACAACCAUUACUGGAUUAGAAAUUUCAUGAUUUAGGUUACUAGAUUAUUUGAGUAAAAAGCAAAUAUGGAAAUUUUAUUGAAUUAAGUGAAUGUCCAGUGUGAACUCUCCACUUCUUGUUCUGAUGUUUCUUACCUUUUAUGUUAAUUUACCAUUGUUCACUCUCCCUGUUACCCUAAGAUCCCUACUGGUUAGAGAUUUAGAACCAAGAAAAUUUUACAAUGAUGUAUAUAAAAUUAGUAAAUUCCAUCUUGUCUUAGUUUAUGGACAGCUUCCUCUGUGGGUAACAGGUUGUCAUAAAAAAUUUGUGCACAGUUUAGAAACUGUGAACCAAAUUCCAACUCUUAUUUAGGAGUUUUCUAUGAAUAAGCACAUAGCAUUCAAGAGAAAUGAUGUUAACCAGUAUUUUCAUACCACAUAUGAGAUAUACUGUAGUUAAAUCAUCUUACAGGUUUUCAAGAAUUAGAAUUUAAGGAUUCCAAAAACGGCAUUGUAGCUGACACUAAUGUAUUUCAUGAAUAAACAUUUUCAUAGCAUAUAGCUGUAAAACUUUGUUGUCACCUAAAUUAAAGUAAAAUCUAAAACUCUGAUCUACAAUGUUUAAUCUUGUAACUUAUUAUGCAAUAGUAAUUAUAUAGUACUUGUCUAAUUCUAAAUUUUCUCUGGUUUAUUCUACUUGAAUUUAUAAAAUCUCUUUUUAAGAAACUUGGAAAUGAGGUUUUGCUGUAAUCUGCUACACAAUUGUUUUAAUUGGUGGUCCAUGUAAAUGUAUGCUUUUGUCUAUAAAAUUCUCCUGUUUAUUAUUUCGAUAAAAACAUUUCUGGUUUAUUAACUUUGAAACAAGUUACCCUACUUUUUAGCCUGAUUUGCUUGUGUGUGCAAAUGUUAUCUUGUUGAGUAAUUGCCAUGAAAAACUGUUACUUGAACAGAAAGAGUGUAAUAUAGGGCAGUGCAUGUUAAUGCAUUCUCCCACCCUCCUCAGGCAGUUCCAAGAUAGUUCCUUGGGUAUUUUCCUUUCCUAAAACACAAUAUUGAAUGCUAAAUAUCCUAAGGGAAAAAAAAAAUCAACAUUUUAAAUCAACUUUUUCAAUUGCAAAAUUCUAAACUUGCAAUGAUUUUUAAAAUUCGGUCUUCUACAUAAAUUAUUUCCUGUCAAUUUGAAAAUUACCUGAUAUGUACUGUGAGGGAAAAAAAUAUACCAGGUAGUAGCUUAUACAAUUUAAGGAGAGAAAAACAGACAUUAUUAUCUUCUGCAACAAUCUGUUUCCAUGGGUUCUACUAGUCUAUAAUUAUCCCUGUGCAACAUGUCAGUACCAUACUCAUAUUUGUAUAAUUGUCCUCAUCUUUUCUAGGUUUUUCCCUUUUGAAAGACACCCGUAUCUUCUUUUUUCUCCAUGUAUGUGUGUGUGAAUACCGCAGAUUGGCCUACCUGAGGUCUAGUCAGCGGGUGACCACUUCUUUCUUCUGCCACAUAACCCCAAGCUCUAUUCUGGUGGUAUCCAGAAGUGGCCCAGUAGCCAAGUCAUAUCUGAGCAGCUGGGUCAGGAGAGGAUUCUAGCUUCCUCUAGCAUCUUCUUUUAAGAAGUGAUUGGCCCAGAUGAAGUCUGGUCAUGAAGUCCCUCUAUUUCCUGGGUCUGCCACAUGACAAAAGGGAUUUGAAUUCAAGAGAGAUCCAGAUCUGCUUGCCAGUUGAUGAUCAACUGAGUGUUCAUGUCGAUGAAGGUGGAUGGGCUUGUCUGGCCUGCAAAGAGAAAUGGAUUAUUUGGAAGAUUUCUCUGUCACCUAUUACUAAGAAAAGAUUUCGGUCAUGCUCAGAUGAUGGUUGAUGAGCUGUUUUCCUCUCACGCUGAUCUGGGUUCUGAUUGUGAACUAGACAAGGCUGUUACCCAAAUCAGCGUAGACCUGAUGGAUGACUAUCCAGCUUCUGACCCACCAUGGGCUGAAUCUGUCCCAGAAGAAGCACCUGGGUUCAGCAACACAUCACUGAUUAUUCUUCACCAGCUGGAAGAUAAGAUGAAAGCCCAUUCUUUCCUUAUGGACUUUAUUCAUCAAGUGUCCCAAGUAGAUACUAUCUGUGAGUGUUUACUGGAGCACGAGGAGCAAGUCUUGAAGGACGCAGCACUGGAUUCUGUGGAAUGGGCUGAAGUGGUGAUCAGCGUGAACAAUAUUCUUAAGGCUGCUAAUCAUUAUCGCCAAAAUAGAAACUCCUUGUAUAGGAGAGAAGCACUAGAAAAAGGACCUGAAUAUGUUCCUUGGGCAGAAGUCUGGUGUCUCCUGCUUUUGAAAUGCUUUGGCUCAGCUUCCACAACAGACCUGAGUGUGAAGGAUCGAAUUGCAGCCAAGCCAGGUACAUUGAUUCAGCAUGGCUGCCCUGGACAUGACCUAUUGCAUUCAAGUUGCUUGAACACAUCAGAAGUCCCAUUGCUAAGGUUGAUUAAUUGAAAUUUAUAUGUUACCAUGAAUAAAAAUUGUUUUUAUGUGGAACAUCA